Molecule: messenger RNA, 2335 nt
Organism: Bombus huntii
Lineage: Eukaryota; Metazoa; Arthropoda; Insecta; Hymenoptera; Apidae
Gene: Inx2
Product: innexin inx2
Exons: 2
Coding region: 808-1884 (358 amino acids)
Biological process (GO): phototransduction
Cellular component (GO): plasma membrane; gap junction
Molecular function (GO): gap junction channel activity
Source: RefSeq, a predicted model, not a curated record
UUAAAUUUAAAUAAGAUCGUACACGAGAGUGGCGUGGGUUGCUUUUUCGAUUACGCAUGCGUACAUGCGUCUGGAGGUUUCGCUGGAACGUUGGAACCGAUGUUAGCCGAGCACAAUCGAACCUAUACGAACGACGGGCCUAAGUUUCUUGUGAUCCGGGCCGACGCGGCGGUUAAAAGAGACGAAAAGUGGGGUUAGGUUAUAGUAAAGGGACAAGAGUGUGAAAGAGAACCUAAGACAGACAGAGACAGAAAGAGAGACGAGUUUUCUCGUGUCCGUAAGUGGGGAUAGAAUCUUGGUGUGCAGCAGAAGUAAACGUAUAGUAUAGCGUCCCCAACCAGGCUGUGUAUAAUCUGCAAGCGAGACAGAGAUAAGACGUUAUACGGUAUACAUACGCAAGAGAGAAGAAGCGAAUCGACGAAGAAGAAGAUAGACAGAGAGAAGAGCAAAAGGAAGCAGCUUACGGAACGGCAUGUCCUCGUGUGCUCGUGUCGUAGAGCGUUUCUGAACGCAGCCAUUACGACACAACCGCUCUCGGUGACGCUUUGCUGCGGUAGAGCCGUGCUCACGCGCGCAGUGGUCACGGAACGAUCGGAACGGAACACACGUGUUUUCGGAAAUUCGAACGAGAUUUCGGGAGGCCCAGGGACGCUUCUUGACGCCUCUUGACGCGCGGCGUCACGUCGCGCGGGUCAUCAACAACCCGAGUGUCCGGUUUGAUUGGUAAAUAGUAAAGUAAAACUUGCGAUUGGGAUAAAUCGCUCGAUUUCUCUCUUGUGGUACCUGUUCGAAGGAAAAUAAUCAACCAUGUUUGACGUAUUCGGUUCAGUAAAGGGACUGCUCAAGCUAGACAACGUUUGCAUCGACAAUAAUGUCUUCCGGCUGCACUACAAAGCUACGGUGAUCAUAUUAAUUGCUUUUUCGUUAUUGGUCACGUCCAGGCAAUAUAUCGGAGACCCUAUAGACUGUAUCGUGGACGAAAUACCGCUUCACGUGAUGGACACUUACUGUUGGAUCUACUCGACGUUCACGAUCCCUGAUCGAACUGGCGUAGUCGGCAAAGACAUAGUGCAACCAGGUGUUGCGUCCCACGUCGAUGGCGAGGACGAAAUCAAGUACCACAAAUAUUAUCAGUGGGUGUGCUUCACGCUGUUCUUCCAGGCGAUAUUGUUUUACGUGCCACGUUACCUGUGGAAGACUUGGGAAGGUGGUAGAAUCAAGAUGCUAGUUCUAGACCUAAAUUGCCCAGUAAUGAGCGACGAAUGCAAAUCGGAAAGAAGGAAAUUACUAGUCGAGUAUUUCGCUUCGAAUUGGCACACUCAGAAUUUUUACGCAUUCCGUUUCUUCCUCUGCGAAGUGCUAAAUUUCGUUAACGUAGUCGGCCAGAUCUACUUCAUGGACUUCUUCUUGGAUGGCGAGUUCACCACCUAUGGCUCGGACGUGGUGAAAUUUACAGAAAUGGAACCUGAGGAGAGGAUCGACCCGAUGUCACGGGUAUUCCCGAAAGUGACCAAAUGUACCUUCCACAAAUAUGGUGCGUCCGGUACGGUGCAGAAAUUCGAUGGUCUCUGCGUGUUACCGUUAAACAUCGUCAACGAGAAGAUAUACGUGUUCCUCUGGUUCUGGUUCAUCAUUCUGUCGGUGUUGAGCGGUUUGACCCUGGCGUACCGUGCCGCGGUAGUAGCCGGGCCGAAACUUCGCUUAGUGCUCUUGCGUGCCCGAUCGCGCCUCUCCAAGCCGGAGCAUAUCGGAACCAUCGCUGAGAAGUGCCAGAUCGGUGACUGGUUCGUUCUUUAUCAGCUCGGCAAGAACAUAGAUCCUGUGGUGUACCAGCAGCUCGUCGUCGAUCUUGCCACGAAACUACAGGGCAAAGAAUCCGUCUAGUUUCUUACAUACAUUCUUAGAAUUCCUCUUUUUUCUUUUCUUUUCCCCUGCUUCUUCGUUUUUACUAUUCGAUUCAUCAACAGAUCCGAUUAGUCGAGUCGAAUCAAGUUGUAGUUUACCGUAUUUUCAUUAAUGUAGUUAUUUGAAGAUCGAAAGCCAUUUUGAAUUACGUUUAUUUUUCGUAUCUGUAACAUAUAUAUGGGACGUAUACGUGCAUUCCAACAAUUUUGGACAAAUUUUUCGUAGUUCAUUUGGCAUACGUGUAAAGUGAGUUGCCUUACCGAUCGUGACAUGAUAAUUCUCGAUCGGAAGUGCAAGUUCUGUUUAACAUAACAUAUCAAGCGAAGCAAAUGAAGAAAUUAAUCAUUUUUCUUUUUUGUCUCUCUCUCUCUCUCUCCUCUUUCUCUAUCUCUCUCUCUUUUUUUUUUUUUAGUUAAACAGUUAAACAAUA